Chroicocephalus ridibundus (black-headed gull) is the source of this 12085-nucleotide messenger RNA. It is a transcript of the gene FOXK1, whose product is annotated as forkhead box K1. Gene Ontology annotation, biological process: regulation of transcription by RNA polymerase II. Gene Ontology annotation, molecular function: protein binding; DNA-binding transcription factor activity, RNA polymerase II-specific; RNA polymerase II cis-regulatory region sequence-specific DNA binding. Lineage: Eukaryota; Metazoa; Chordata; Aves; Charadriiformes; Laridae. The coding region runs from base 1 to 1974 and encodes 657 amino acids. The transcript has 9 exons. The record is from RefSeq and is a predicted model, not a curated record.
AUGGCCGAAGUCGGGGAGGACAGCAGCGGGGCGCGGGCUCUGCUGGCGCUGCGUUCGGCGCCCUGCAGCCCCGCCGCCGCGCCCCCUCCCGGGCCGCCGCCCCCGGCCGCGCCGCCCGCCGCCGCCGGCCCGGUGCUGGCGCGGCUGCAGGGCCGCGAGUUCGAGUUCCUCAUGCGGCAGCCGGCCGUCACCAUAGGCCGCAACUCCUCGCAGGGCUCGGUGGACGUCAACAUGGGGCACUCCAGCUUCAUCUCCCGGCGGCACCUGCAGCUCAGCUUCCAGGAGCCGCACUUCUACUUGCGCUGCCUCGGCAAGAACGGCGUCUUCGUGGACGGCGCCUUCCAGCGCCGCGGCGGCCCGGCCCUACAGCUCCCGCCGCAAUGUACUUUCCGAUUCCCUAGCACGGUUAUAAAGAUCCAGUUCACAUCUUUAUACCAUAAAGAGGAAGCAAAAGAGGAAGCCUCAUCGCCUCCCCUUCGGCCACUUUACCCUCAAAUAUCGCCUCUGAAGAUCCACAUCCCGGAGCCGGAUCUCCGGAGCGUGGUCAGUCCCCUCCCGUCCCCCACAGGCACUAUCAGUGUUCCCAACUCUUGCCCGGCCAGUCCGCGUGGUGCUGGAUCCUCAGGAUAUCGUUUUGUUCACAAUAUUACCUCGGAUCUGCAGCUGGCAGCAGAGUAUGCUGCAAAAGCAGCAUCAGAACAGCAGGCAGAUGCAUCUGGCGGGGACAGCCCAAAGGAUGAGUCCAAGCCACCCUAUUCUUAUGCUCAGCUAAUUGUGCAGGCUAUAUCUUCAGCACAGGACAGGCAAUUAACACUAAGUGGGAUCUAUGCCCACAUUACCAAGCAUUAUCCAUAUUACAGGACUGCUGACAAAGGCUGGCAGAAUUCCAUUCGGCACAACCUCUCCUUGAACCGUUACUUUAUUAAAGUCCCACGCUCCCAGGAGGAGCCUGGAAAGGGCUCCUUUUGGCGGAUUGACCCUGCCUCUGAAGCCAAACUAGUAGAGCAAGCAUUUAGAAAACGAAGGCAAAGAGGAGUGUCCUGCUUCCGAACACCUUUUGGGCCUCUCUCCUCCAGGAGUGCUCCUGCCUCCCCUACUCACCCUGGCCUGCUGUCCCCUCACUCUAGUGGCCUACAGACUCCAGAGUGCCUGUCACGGGAGGGCUCACCCAUUCCGCACGAUCACGACUUUGGGUCAAAGUUAGCCUCAGUUCCGGAGUAUCGGUAUUCACAGAGUGCACCUGGAUCUCCAGUCAGUGCCCAGCCAGUGAUUAUGGCUGUUCCUCCCCGACCAUCUACUCUGGUGGCAAAACCAGUCGCGUACAUGCCAGCAUCAAUAGUGACUUCUCAACAGCCUUCAUGUCAUGCAAUUCACGUAGUUCAACAAGCUCCGACUGUUACAAUGGUCCGAGUUGUGACCUCCUCUGCAAACUCUGCAAACGGAUACAUCCUCACAAAUCAGGGCACAGCAGGAGGAGCUCAUGAAGCUGCAGGAGCAGUGUUGGAUUUAGCUGGUGACCACAGAGCAGGCAUGGAUGAAAAGCCAACGAUCGCAUUUGCCACGAUACCUACAGCCAGCCGUGUUAUUCAGACAGUCGCCAGUCAAAUGGCACAGGGUGUUCCAGGACAGACGGUCACGAUCCUUCAGCAGGCAGCUCCAGUGACCAUUGGGCAGCAUCAGCUUCCUGUGCGCGCAGUCACUCAGAACGGGAAACAUGCUGUGCCCACCAACAGCAUCACUGGCAGCGCUUAUGCUCUUACAAAUCCAUUGCAGCUUCUUGCAGCCCAGGCCAGCUCAUCCACUCCUGUUGUAGUCAGCCGGGUAUGUGAGACGGGGACCGAAGAGACAGCAGCAACCUCUUCCAGUGAACCUGAAGUCAAAAGACCCCGGAUAGAAGAGGCCAGUGGAGCGGUUCCAGCCCAAACUGGAGUCAUCACGUCUACGAUGCCACAAGGACAGGCAACCAGUGAAUGAAGAACCAGUGGGAGGAGCUGGAGUGAUGUGGGGUGGGCAUGGGAUGGCAGGAGCCCUAAAGCAGCUUUCAAAGAAAACAAACCACAACUGUAACAGCUCAAAACAUAGCGGAUAAAGAGCUCUCUUUUAAGUCAGAUUUUUAAAUGGGAGAUCAACAGCUGAUAGAAUCACAAGGUGCCAAAAAGAAUGGAAAACCCCUCCCAAGAACCCAUACCUGGAACUCUGUUCUGUCUUUACCUAUGGGAUAUUUUUUCCUUUUUUUUUUUUUAAAAAUAUUCAAAAAAAUACAGACAACUGAUUGUAUGACUGCUGGGAUAUUUUUAACUGUCUCUUCCCCUUUUGGCUCCAAGGGGAUGGGAUUUGCAGUUCAGCAUCUAAAGGAAUGUAACACAAAUACAGUCUGCUCCCUGGAAAGAAAACUCCUCAUUUUCUAUGCCUUAAUACUGUGCUUCUCAGAGCUUUGAACCAUAGGACCGUUUUUAAAAGGCCUCCUAAGGCAAUCAAAUGCUGAAAGAUGGGUGCAGUAUCUCAUAACAACAGCAUUAAAGAAACAUGGUACCAAGCUUAAAGAAAAAGGCAAAUGAUUUUGUUUUUUAAAAUAGAAAAAUUCUGAAUAUGAACGAAUGUUUAUUUAUGUGGGGAUUCAGGAGGAAGAGUUACAGGACUCAACCACCUGGAUUUCCAGAUGCAAUUUCUCUCCAUUCCCUCUGAGGGAGGAUAAGAUAACAGAGGAACGGUAUUAAUUUGGUUCCUGUAAAGAUAUUAAAAACAAAGGGUUUUGUACCUUCAGUGAUUUCUUACAAUUAUUCAUCGCUUGCUCUGGACAACAGCCAAAGUAUCUUGAUGACUGAGGAUCACAUGGGGAAGGGUGUCUCCAAAAGGUUCUGUGUGCAUUUGAUUGAUCACAUCCUGUGCUGGAGCACCAGGUUUUGUUCAAAAUAGCACCGUAGGUGAAGAUACUGCCACUGUCUCUGUGAACUUGAGAAAAAUACUCGUUGGUGUUCUGCACUAAAGCAGUCUGCCUUCACCUCCGGUUGGUAGUGUGGCCCUCAACUAGAUGGACAAUGGUCAGGAGGCCAGGGCUGGGUCUGUCACUGACCCUCGGCCAUGGCUGACAGCAAAGCUGCUGUGUUAUUCUUCUGAGGGGAGCUGAGAGCUGGGGUGAGAGGCAGCAGAGUUCAUACAGUGUUUAAUACAAAUUCUGUGAGGGUGUAGAGACCAAGGCAAAAGAGACCUUUUAUUUUCUAUGUGGCAAAAGUCACUGGAGGUCUUAAAACAGGUUUUCCAAAAGGAAUUUGGAGGUUUCCUUCCAUUGCCUGGCUCCCUCUCCCAUCUCUCCUCCCUUGAGGACCAUUUGGGCUGCCCAGUAGGAAGAGGCCUCUAUUCAGACUGUAUUCCAGGCUCUUCGUGUACUCCAAGUACGAGUAACGCAGGUUUGAGUCACUUCAGCCACGCGGAGCAGUUGGGGGGCGGGGGGGGUGUGACACCUUGUGACUAGCAAAGAAAUCAUCCUCUGCGUAGCCUCCAGCUAACCCCUUUGGUUUUAUGCCUGUUUGCAAUCCCCUUGGCUAACAUGUCUUCUGGCAGCACAGCAGACAUCUUUUAAUUUAGGAAAUGUUAUGGUUUUUGUAAUGGCAAAAGAGACUUAAGAGGGCUGGGAUAUGCCUGUGGUAGUUAUCCCUGUCUGUACUGAUUUAUUGUCAGGUUGCCGUCUUGUACGGUCUGACGGGGCUAUCGCGGAACAGAGAGGCAAACCCACUGCAUAAACAUGUUGGAAAAAGAUUUCCCCACUGUGCAGUAAAUGAUACUGUCAGUAUGUCCGUGGGGAUUAAGGGGUAAAGCACAACCGUUCAAUGUCUGCUGGAAUUUGGGGAGGGGGAGGAAAUCAGCAAGGUAACAGCUGGCAUCACUUGUUCCCUUCUAGCUUUCCUUUCUCUUUGCCAAAUCCUAUUCAAUAGCCAAGUCCCGCCGCUUGAAUAAAACCCAGCCGUGUUUUAUUCUCCAGCCGAUUGUUUUGUGAGAAAUAUUUCUGAAAGAAGGAAAGAAUUUCUUGGUCUCGUGAUUUGCGGUUGGGCUCUGCAGUUAGAGGCACACAGACUAUUCAGGACAGUUCAUUUAUCUACAGCUAGGCUUUCUUAAUUUAGGGGUGUCCCUUUGGUGACAAGUUAUUAGAUUGGAUUUUUAGUACUUUGAAAUGAUUUUGAGAAGGAGGAUUGUUACAGACCACAAAGUAAUUGAAGCAGGCCGACCUCCAGCUGUCACUUUUCCCGCUAGGUGCGGCAUAGCGGAAAAGCGCUCGGAUUAGCUCUGUUUUCUGUAGCCUUUUCAAAGCCAGAAUUCAAUAAAAUGGACUUCAAGGAAGAACGCACAAGUGAGAGUGCAGCUAGUUUAUCUGUUAGUCAUUACUUUCGGGUGACUGCUGGUUCAGAUACAGGCACGCCUCUGAAAGCCCUGAGGCCACGGAGCUUUCUGAAGCAGAGGACUCUUUAGGUUUCCAGGACGUUGGGUGAGUCAGCGUAAGAUGAGCAACCAACAAGAAUACUGUUCAGGGUGCGAAGCUGCCAAAGUUUUGUGGGUUUUUCUUUACUGCUGCUUUUCUCUUGGAAAGUCUAAAUAAUCAGGCCCUAAACUUCUGUAAAGGAGUCCAGCACUAUAGAAAUACAUCAGCUGAAUGACUGUUUUCACACACCAGUUGCUGCUUUAUAGAUACCUCUUGAAAGUGCAUCCUCAGGUUGUGUGCAUAGAUCUGCCUCUUCACUAUUUAGAACAGAGUAACACUUUCCCACUCUUCCUUUUGUGGCACACGAUGCCUGCUGGUUAAAAUGUGAGUUGAGGAUAAGCAAAUAUCUUUGACGUGUUCACCCCUUCUGCUUGAGGUGUCUGGGACUUGUCAGUUCAUCCUAUCGGGAUUUUUGCUUUAUCAGUCUGCUGCAUCCCCUGUUACUGUAGGAAGCAGCACUUGAAUUUUUUACUUUUUUUUUUUUUUAGGUUUGCCUGUAUCAUUGGCUGAUACGAGGUAAAAUAAUGGUUCUUACUCAAUCCUGUUGAGAGCGCUCUGCAAAAAUGUGGUCUUCAUCUGGAACACAUGAGAUCGGGGACAUCUUGUUUCAGGCCUCCAGAUCAAAUCUUUCAACACGCUGCUCAGUCUGGGAGACAGCACCGCUCUUUUUCCAUCAGUCCUGAUUCCCCAGGCUUGCAGUUUUGAGAACUGCAGAGGAAUGAAAAUUAAUGUGAUGGUAGAAUUAAGCCUUCAACUAGAAAGAAAAUAUUACCUUAACGGUUAUAUGCAGAACUCAGAUUAUUUUUAAAUUGAUCACCUAGCUUGUUCUUAUUGUCCAGAAAGUUGCAUCUCAUGUCCUUAAUUAGUUAUAUUAACUGAGGGAGGUUUGAGGGGGAGAGGAGUAGGAUGCUUCAUUGCCUCUUCUGCUGUCUGUAUAACAGAGGUCAAGGCAUGUUGAAUAUUUAACCUGCUAUAACUUAGACCUGGGAAAACUUUAAGCUCUUAAUGUGUGAAUUCACUUUUCACCAUUCCCUAUUGAUUUAUUUUUUUUAUCUUAGGCAAUGACAGAGGCUAAUUUUACUUUGAUCGCAGUCAGUUUAUAGCAACUUUUGUUGCCUCGGUUUGCAAAAGCUGAAUGCAGUUGUUCUUGGGUUUAUUCCGCUGGAAUUCUUUAGUUAUUGUUUUGGCUUGACCUUGGCUCUUGUGAAACAGGAAGCUUUUUACAGUGAGAUCAAUUUCAUCUGAUUUAGUGAUAACACAACACAGUGCUGAGCACGGAAUUGAAGUUCAUGAUUAGUUCAUGUAUUCUUUUCAACUCCUUUUUCUUCCCGUAUCCCUCCCCCGUACCAUGACGGCUGUCCCCUGUAGCAUAUCCAGCCAUUUUUAUCCACUGAUGGAAGCGGCACCUUGCACUAAGCUCUGCCCAGGGACUCAAGGAUGAAAAUACCUGUGGGAUACAUGAGGCUCCAGAGCAGGUUGAGAAAGGCCCAUUUGGUCACCCUGUAUUUCAUUUUCAUGCUGUGUUUUAGACAUGCUACUGUUGGCCACAGUUUGUUCAGGAGUGUGUUUUCAGAGACGUAUUAAAGCUUUGUAAGAGGAAAGAAAUAGUUAAAUAACAGCUGAAGCCUUUACAGUGCCUCUGCAAUCAAUGCCAUGGUCUGGCUUCAGGUUUUAGCGGGGAGUAAACUUGGUUUUGCGUGUUUUAGACAUCUGUCUUGUGUACUGACUUAGAACUGUCAUUCAGAAUUAACUUCCACAUUUUUCCCCUUUUUCAGUAGGGGAAUGCCAGCAGUAAAAUAAAACUUGAAGCACAGAAGGCUAGGGACCUAUAUCUAAGCAAGUGAGAGCAUCUGACCUGAGCUUUCAUACAAUGUGGUGUGGACGCUUUUCACUGUCUGCUGGGGAUGUUAAAUUGAUGUUAGAGCUUUUCAUCUGUGUUAGCAAAGGGGUUUUCCAGUGAGAUAUUUGGUAUAGCUCUGAUGUGUGCUAGCAUGUAAACAGAUGUGAAAAUGUAGGGUGAAAGGAGGAACGUUCCCCUGCUAUACCUAGAUUUGGGGAUCUUGGAUGACCAGGAUUUAAUCUAGCAAUAGUUCUAUACAGUUCUGUACUUUCCCACAGAGGAUCAAAAGCCGUUUCUUCAAGCUUACUGCAUCCAAGGAUUAAGUUCCAGCUGGUUGGUUGUUCCUUCUUUGUUUCUGAAGUUUAAACUAUGACUUACAAAUUAUAGUUUAUCACUAUGAUAAACAUAAAUCACAUAAAACUGCAGUACUAGGAAAGAUCAAGUCUUUAUUUGUUGUCUUUGCCACUGGCCAGCUGUAGCUGUUUAGAACAACUUGGGUUGGAAGAAACCUUUGGAAGUCUCUGCUGUAACCUUCUGCUGAGAGCAGAUCCAGCUAGGCCACAUUGUUGUGACCUUGUCCAGAUGAGCUUUGAAUGUCUCACGAGAUAGAGGUUCCAUGACUCUGGUCCCUGGUCCAUUCUGACCACCCCUGAGGUGAAAACACUUUCACAGCUAUCUAAGGAGCAUUUCUCAUGCAGCUGCAUGUGCUCAUUGCCUCUUGUCCUGUCACAUCACAUCUCCAAGAAGAGCCUAGCUCUGCCUUCUCUGUAUCUUCCAAAUAGGUAGUUGAAGACACCAGUAAGAUUUUCACCAUUUUGCUUCGUUUUCUUAAGGCUGAACCAACCUGUUUGUCUUGGUCUCCUCUUGUAUAUCACGUGCUCAAGCUCCCAGGGCUUCAGGUGGAAUUGCUGCAGAAGGUCCCUCACCGUCUUGUGCUGGGGAGCCCAAAAUUGAACACAACAUACUGCAGAUACGAUCUGACAAAUGCUGGAUGGAGUGGGAGAAGAAUCACUUUCCUUGGCCUGCUGGCUACACUUGGCAAGCACAGCCCAGUACCUCUCUGGUCUCUUUUACUGCAAGAAGCGCUACUGGCUCGUCUGGAGUAUAGUGUGAGAACCUGGAGCAAAGUUCUGGUUCACUAGCAAAGUGAACUAGAAAUACUCUGGAUUGCAUUCGUACGUAUGCAGCCAUCUUGUCCCCCUCUCCCAAGGAAGAGCGCCAGAUUGGGUCUUGUAGCUUUUUGAACAGGAGACAGGGCUGAAUGAUCCUCAUUACUUUUAAAAAUAGCUGUGCUUUACCUUAUCAAAUGAUAGUUUCAAUCCAAAGUGGAAUUUACCUUGAAUUUCUACGUCGAUACAAAAAUCUUUCAGGUUUUUUAGUCCUGCUGCUAUUAAGUUGGACUUGGGCAUUAGGAGUCAGCCUCCAAAGGAACAUGACUAGCUUCAUAAUUUUGCCCUUGCUGCACUCUGAGCUUUUGAGUUUGCAAAUGCCAUCCUGCAGCAAAUGAUCCGUCUUCCCUUGCCAGCCGGUCUCUGGGGCAGCUCCUGUUUCUGCUCCCCAUCACGGAUUUUCCCCUCUGUAGCCGUUUCUGUCAAUUCCAGAGCCCUUUAAUCCAGCUCCUAAUUUAAUGCCAUUGCUCGAAGGUCUGCAUCUGGUGAGAAUCAGUCUGUUAGCUUGCAGUUAUACAACAGAUUGUUCAGUCGUGGAACUUUUUGUUUCCUUCUGGGUGAAAAAUUAUGCCAAAGCUGCUACUACUAUAGCAUACACUACUGUUGUGAAGUGUAGCUUACAAUGGAGCCAGCUGUGCUGCAGAAAACAGUGACACUACAAGGUCAUCCGGAUUGCUGGAACCGGUGGGAUUGGGAAGUGGUGCCUUCUUGCAUUUUGAUCCGGACCCGAUCAAAACGUGGCUGUGGCUUCGUGCUGGAGCGCUCCCCUCUCUGCGGCUGCGAUUAGUCAGAUCAGCGUCUCUCUCUCUGCUGGGUGGGUUAUUUGCAGGACAGUGCACGUGUUUGUGCACGCAGCGGUGGGUAUAUGCGUGUAAAACAAUCGGUGGGAAACACCUAGCUGCGAUGGUGGGCUUUCUCCGUUGGGCUGUCUUUCCCAGGGCAGUAACGCAGCAGCGAGCGUUUUGCUUUGGACUGAGCAAGACGUUUCGAAAAAUACUUGGUUUUCCUGGAGCACUAUAUUUAAAUUCCAAAUUUUUAAUCGACUUUUAACCUUUGUAUUUAUAUGUUCGGAAAACUCUUUUGAUACCUUUUUCAAUUUACCAACACUGAAUUAAAACCCUUCAGAAUGUAUGGCUGGUCCUCUCCUUACGUGUCACUUUAAGGUUCGGAGCCUGAGGGUAGUUGUGCCAAAUCUACCCCUUGGCUCUCAAGGUGGAAGAAACCAUUGACAAUUCAUGGGUGGCAGCUAAGGAAGAAACCCUUUAAAUAUUUUUUUUUUUUCCAGAGAAUAUUAAAUUAGAUCUGUGUAAACAUAAAAUUUAUAUUUAUUAAUGUGUGUGUGAGUGAGUGUGUGUGUAAAUAUAGAUAUAUAAAUGGUCCAUGACUAUUUCUUUCUCUUAAAUGGUACUUUACACAGACUUUUAUACAGCAAGUUGGUAAAUUCCCUCACCGGGCACUGAUUCUGAAAGACCGAUGUACCUAUUUUUGUAACGAAUGUGGGCAGCCGGUAGAAGCAGCUUUACUUCAGUGAUUGCUUUCAUUCCUCUCGCAGAGCAGAAGAGACGACUUGGUACUUGCAUCUUCCUUGCGUAGGAGCCCUGCUUCUGCCUUUGUCACGCUUUCAGCGACCCCGGCCCGUGCUGCUUUUCUGGCAAGAAAAUCCCCCAGGUGGCACUAAUGAAAGCUGGAAUCCUUUCUCGCCUCAGAUUAUCUCUGGAUGCGGUAUCAGGGAGUACUUUAGAGAUGCUGCUCUGUAAGUCAUGGGACCUCAUUCUAUAACAGAGGAGGCUAAUGGAGGGUCCGUGAGGAUGCUGUAAGGUUGAGAAAUUCCUGGCUGGCCGUCAGGUGGCUGAGCUAACACUGGGGCACCGUGAAGUAGUUUCUUUUCCUCUGUGGUGAGGUUAUUCUCCUUUUAUGAUGCUUCUGUCUCUUCAUGGGGUGCGAGGUGUGUAUAUCCCCUUGAAAACAAAUGCGUAAGUGUUUUUCUAAUGCUCCCAUUCACAGGGAGUAAAUUUUACCUGACGGGCCAAAUUUCAGCGGUGGUUUAAGUCCACAAGGAUCACUAAAUCCACAGAAGCCUGUGUUUUGAGCUACUUGGGCCUUUUGCGAGUUAAUCUUAAAAGCAGGUGAUACUUGGCUUCCUAAUCCUAAUUGCUCUUCCAGAAGUAGAAAUGCCUUUCUCCGUAAGGACCCGAGUGAACCCUUCACCGUGGUUUCUGCUUACUGUCCGGUGGUCGGGCUUUGAUGCUUAAGGGAGGACAAGAUUGGUGGUAAGAAGAAUAACCAGAGCAGGAGCGGUGAAAGGAAACAGCUUUCCUCCUCAGCAGAAAACAGCCCUUGUGAAAACCAGGCUUCCCCUAGCAUUUGGUUACUGCUUUGUGUCCGCUGCUGAGUUAAGCAAUGCAUCCGAUAGCCCAGGCUGUGGCAUUUCUGCCGUGAUCUAGACCUUCCAGUCCUGCUUCUACCCCACCUCAGUUUCACUUCAAGCAGUCCGAAAUGGAGCCUUACUUAAAGCGAAGGGCGACAUUGAGGAGAAAUGUCUGUUAGCUGAAGAAAAAUGAGACUUAAAUGGAGCAGAAAAAGUGAAAUUUCCUUCUGUGUCACUGCCUUGCUGCUAAAAGUCUGGUGCAGAACAUCCUGAUGUUCUGCUGAUUGCUGUGCCGCUCUUCGGGGGUGGACAGGCUGCUAAGUAGGCAAGUUGGCUCCGUAGCAAAGGAAUUGCUGUAAACCUAAACUCGCUUUAGCUUUUUCUUUUUUUUUUCUCCCCCAAAUGGGCUUGAAGUGGAGGGAGGGAACCAGAGUAUUGUUGUUUGCAAGAUCUUAUUGUCUUGAAUGGAAAAGAAAACAGAGAAUGUAAAAAAAAAAAAAAAAAAAAAAAAAAAAAAAAAAAAAAAAAAAAAUCUCAUUCAAAUAUAGUGAUAUGGAGAACAGAAUGGCGUGAAAAUACAAAAAUCUUAUGAGACCGUAUAUUGUCUUGGGUUCUGGACGUGCCGUUGGUACCGUGGUGAGACUGGCCUUGUCGAGGCUGGCGGCCAACCUCCGCGGAGCCUAAAAGAGCGUGUAGGAUUCUGUAGCUACCCAAAGGGCUGUUAAAAGCUGGUUUAGAGAUAAAUCAAAAGGUGUAUGUGAGCAAUGAAAAGCUGGAAAUUCAAAUCCAAUGCCGAAUAUUUGCUUUAAAAAAAAAAAAAAAAAAAGACUCUGUAUCUCCCCCUGUUCCGCAUAUAUGCGUUCCCACGGCAUCCUUGGGGGAAGGCUGCAGUGAGACGAGGACCUGAAAUACCUCAAUGGCUUGACAGAAGUGUUUUGCUACAGAGACCUGGAGGAGCCUUACCCCUUUCACCUGGAUUUGGCACUUAAUUUAAAGAUGGGGAUGGAGGGGGGAACUAAAGCCAUGCUUGCAUUUCAGUUCCUGGUGUUGCCUGUACAAGACACCUCCAGCCAGAUGUUCUGGGUUUCGUGGUUGGUUGUUGGGUUUUGUUUUUUUGUUUUUGUUUUUGUUUUUUUUUUUACAGCUGAUAUCAAAAGUAUUUUUUGUGACUCGUUUUCAUUAUCAGUGCUUUUUAAAAAGCAGGUGUGUAUCCCAGUGGGGAAAGCUCCAUCUGGGACGAGGGAUGUGAAGUUCAUCACCUUUACCUGGCCGUGUUGCAGCCCCGCUCCUGCUGGAUGCUUCGCUGCACAGGCAGCCCGGGAAUCCCACGAGGGCUGGGAGCGUGUCCUGGUCCCGCGGGGGAGGCGGCUGCCCACCAGGGGAGACGGCAAAAUAUGAGCAUUCGAGGAGCAGGACCUGCAUUUCCACAUCAAAUGGGAUACAGUGGGUUUGUUUGUUUUUUAAUACGGAGCCAUACUUUUUUUUUUUUUAAGUAAUUUGAGAUCUGAAUGUGAUUUCUAAUGUAUCAAGAACGUUAAUAUUUUAAAGCUAUAACAAAGUUUUAAAUUUCUACUAUUUUUUUUUUUCAUUUAUUUUAACUGUUCUGUUCUGUUACCUUAAUUUGAUGUAUGUGGUUGGGGAAUGUUGCUUCUCCUCUUAGCAUUUGUUUCUAUAACCAGAAAUAAAAUUAUAUAUGAAAGAGAAAAUUCCCUGAAAUCGCUUGCUGCUUUUGAGUGACAGACUUGUGUUCUUCGGUGUAGUAUCGUAGGGGGGUUAAUAUUCCUGCAGCAGUUUGUGUUGUACAGCCUACCCCUCCUUAGAAUGUGAGGGGACAGGGUGGUUUAGUAUUUUUUCCCUUUUUAUUAUUUUCUUUAAAUGCUGUAGGAGGGAAAUAUAUAUCUGGACACCUUGCGCUGUUUGUUUUAGAGUUCGCAGAUAUCCCACUUUGGAUCCCUUCUCAGUUCUUCGGGCAGCUGUUAACUCGCACCAGAGUGAACAUAUGUGCAUGUGUAUGUUUGAGAGGCGUAACGCUUCCCCUGGGCUCUAUAAACUCUUCCUCCAGCCCUAGCUUUCAUUUUGUCAUGAAGAGAAACAUUGUUAUUUUGAAAGAUAAACUAUUUCAGGGUAUUUCCCCGUAAUUUAUAAUAAUUGUUUCAUUUAAGCAUAUGAGGUCAGAAAAGAGUUCUUUAUCCACCUGCCCUAUAGUGCAGGUUUUUCCUCCCUUGUCCUCCUAA